AUUUGCAACAACCCUCAAAAUGUGGCACGAAGCUCGCAAACAGGAAAAGAAGAUCCGCGGCAUGCUGGUCGAUUAUCGGAAGCGGGCCGAACGACGGCAGGACUUCUACGAGCGUAUUAAAGCCGACCCGACACAGUUCCUUCAAGUGCAUGGACGCAAAUGCAAAAUUCACCUGGACGCUAGCGUCGCGACAGCUGCCGAGAAUCCUGCAAUCAUGAUGCCAUGGCAGGGCCAGAAGGACAAUCUGAUCGAUCGGUUUGAUGUGCGUGCGCAUCUAGACUACAUACCGCCGGUGCCACGUACCAACCCGGAUCAGCCCGACCCUCUCGAGGAUGAUUCGGACGAACGGGCGAUGAAUUACGAACGAUACCGGGUGCUGGCCCAGAACGAAUUUCUCGGAAUUGUGGAAGAAAAGUACCUUCAUCAACUGUAUCUGGAGGAACAGUUCGGAGUGAAUGCACAGAUCGAGGCAGAAACGAAGGCUGGGGCUGCUGCAGCAAAAAAGAAAUCUUCAGCCGGAGCCGCCAUCGGUUACACGUACGAAGAAACGGAAACAGUUCCGGGUGGAUCGUCAGGAUCGUCGAGCCUCGUUUCUGGUGGUCUUGGAAGCGGAAGCAGCGUACCGUUCGUACAAUCGAUAACGGCCAUUGAAAAAGCUUCCGAAUCAUCGGCCACGUUAGCUAGUUCGAGUGCACCGCCAGCAACGGCUCGAUUCGACGAGUGCAUGAAGGACGAUUCUGAUUCUGAUCUCGAUAUGGAUGUGUCGAUUGAUAUCAACAAAAUAGGCACUAACCAAGCGCACGAACUAAACGCCUGUGGUCGGCAGUAUGGAAUGAAGAGCAAUGAUUUCUAUUCCUUCCUGACGAAAGACUCCGAUGAAGCGGAAACGUUGCGUUUGGCGCGGGAAGAAGAACAGGAGAAGAUCAUGUUCAGUGGGCGCAAAAGUCGUCGAGAGCGAAGAGCGCAACGCGAACGGAAGGUAGCGGGAAGGCCACUUAGUCCACCGAGCUACGCAGCCAAAGAGGAGCUAGUGCCGCGCACGUUUGUCGAAGCGAACGAUAGCUCGCGGUCACCUUCGCCGGUAAAUUCGGGCAAGAUAACGUACAUUACUUCGUUCGGUGGCGAGGAAGAGUUGCAGCCACACGGGAAAAUUUCAUUUGGAUUUUCGCGUGAAAUGAGCACGCUAGGAGGUAUAGCUGGCACGUCGAAAGCGGCUCGAUUGCGUUCGGGAGCGGCCGGGGCCGGUGCGGAAGCUACCGGUACAUUAAGCUAUGCGGAUAAAGUGAAGCAAAAUUUGGAAAAGCUUAAAACGCAACAACAGAAGGAGAGUGAUCGGAAGCCACCGGUGCAGUAUCAACGUUCGGCGGCUAGUGGAGGACGGGGAAGAAGUAGCAGAAGCAGUAGUAGGAGUAGUAGCCGCAGCCGUGGACGAAGUCGACGUCAUCGGAGAAGCUCUAGUAGUAGCCGAAGUCGAAGUCGAAGUCGCAGCCGGGAUCGUAGUCGGAGCCGGAGUAGACGACGUUUAAGAGGCAACGCAGCGGGCAGAAGUCGAUCACGGUCGAGAAGUGGUGGCGGUCGAGGUACAACUCGAUCAACUUACUCGCGAUAUCGGCGGCGCUCGAAAACAAAAUCACGAUCACGGUCACGAUCAAGGUCUCGGUCGCGUACACGAACUAAAGCUUCUCGCUGGAGUCCGCGACGAAGGUAUCCUGGUGGGCAUUCAUCGUCUCGACGCAAGUCACGUUCUUCUUCUUCCUCUUCAUCAUCUACCUCAUCAUCGCGAUCACGCUCCAGAACUCCAGCUCGUCGUACUCAAGUGUCGCGAACGAAACGAAGAUCCGGUGCAGAAUCGGAUAAUGAUUCGUUGCGUGUCUCCAGAAAACCGCCAAUAAGCCAAACUACAACGAGCACGACGACAACUACGGCAACUACGACAGUAACGCUGGAAAAGCCUUCUCUCGUUGUGCCACACAAUGCCACACUGCUCGUUGUGUUGUCGAGUACUGAGGACGAUUUCGAAGAGAUCGACGAAGAAGAUAUACGAAAGCUUUUAAAUUUAACCUCGAAGGAUAGUGUGAGCAAUGAAGCUUCGGUACCAGAAUGCCAAAAAGUUGAGCAAGUAAAGCAACAUCCCACAAGUGUACGAUGCCAGCGAAGUUUGCUUGAAGUAUCGAGCAUUCCAGCACUUCGCAGUCCUCCCGUAGAAAGCUCGUGCAAGGAAUCUUCUGAAUCUGAGGCCGAGAUAGUAUCCGAUGGACAAUCUGCACGCAAUCGGUUUUUGGAGAAACUACGCAUUUGGAAAUCUGCUGUGGAGGCCCAAUCACAGAACAUGAAAAUGAGCAACGAAUUGACGGAAAAUCUAGAGAUACUUAAGGGGAAUAUAGAAAAAAUUGCUGAGGAAACAUCGAAGGUGAAAAAGAAAUAA
Molecule: messenger RNA, 2425 nt
Organism: Anopheles maculipalpis
Lineage: Eukaryota; Metazoa; Arthropoda; Insecta; Diptera; Culicidae
Product: CLK4-associating serine/arginine rich protein-like
Exons: 5
Coding region: 20-2425 (801 amino acids)
Source: RefSeq, a predicted model, not a curated record